AUGUUGUUUUUAUCAUUAGGUCCCAAAACGAUCUUAGGAGUGGUUGAAUCUUUCAAACCCAACAAAGCCGGCACUGAAUAUUUAGGGGAUGCCAACACAAGAUACCAAGUUCCUCUCCAUAAUUUACGAGACAUGGAGGAACCACCAGAUUUGAAUACAUAUGGAUUUACUUAUGUUUCCGGAAGACACAUGCAAGGAAUGGAGGAUUUAGAAGAACUAACUAAGACAGAAUUGAUCGAUAAGUAUCAAGCUGCCUUGACAGUAGAUUCAGUUAAACUUGUUCAAAAGUUGACAGGGUCUUCGGUGGCAAUCUCCUAUUCAGAACAGUUUAGACAGCACAAGAACCCGCGUGAAAAGGAAUCAGUCUCAAUGAUUCACUCAGAUUUGUCACCAAAAGGAGCCGAAUUCAUGAAACACCAGCUGCGAACAGAAUUUCUGCAAUCAAGCAACCCAGAGAAACGUAUUUUUGGAAAACAACUAUCAGAAGGAGGUCAUCAUGUUGUGAUGUAUAACGUUUGGAGGCCGCUUCGAAAGGUUGAAGACAAUCCUCUUGCGCUGUGUGAUUGGAGAUCGGUUUCAAAGGAAGAUCGAAAAAAUUUCGAAAUGAAAGUCGCUGGGCUACACAACUCGAUUCAAGCAUGGGACUAUAAUAGAAAUCAAAAUUGGUUCUUCUUACCUAAACAAGAACCUCACGAAGUAUAUGUAUUCAUUCAACACGACAGUAGUGCCAAAGAUGGAUAUGGUAUCAGUGUACCGCAUGCUUCAUAUUUUUUGACAGAUAAUGAUGAGAUGAAUCCCCAAAGGAUGAGUUUUGAGUGUAGAGUCAUUGCACUCUUUCCGAAAAAAGGAAAAUUAGAAAAAGUGCGACAACGGUUCAAAUCAAUUUUUAGCCGAAACAUUUGGGGCAAAAAGCAAAUUUCGGUAAACAAUUGA
Molecule: messenger RNA, 933 nt
Organism: Melampsora larici-populina 98AG31
Lineage: Eukaryota; Fungi; Basidiomycota; Pucciniomycetes; Pucciniales; Melampsoraceae
Exons: 2
Coding region: 1-933 (310 amino acids)
Molecular function (GO): oxidoreductase activity
Source: RefSeq, a predicted model, not a curated record